This is a messenger RNA of Fraxinus pennsylvanica, 999 nucleotides long. Lineage: Eukaryota; Viridiplantae; Streptophyta; Magnoliopsida; Lamiales; Oleaceae. The record is from the annotation of a GenBank genome assembly.
AUGGCAACAUCUUCUCCAAUCAGAUUCAUAGAAGAUGCACUCUUUUGUACCAAUCAAUUCGGAUUGUCCUACGCUGACCCGGAUCAGAAAUGGAUAAUCCGAGAUCACCUCAUUUCACUGCUUCAAGAUUUUCCAUUUUUAAAACCUUCUGUAGAUAUCUUCACACACAACAAUGGCUCUCAGGUUAAACUUCUGAAUGCCGGUGGUGAUAUUAGGGUUUCUGACAAUACACCUCUUAUCCCUUUAAUCAUUUGGCUGCAUGAAUUUUACCCUCAAAUGCCUCCUAUUGUGUAUGUUUCUACAAAUUCUGCGAAUUUGAUUUCUUUAAAUCAUCCAUUUGUGGAUUCUUCAGGUGCCAUUACUUCUUCAUACCUCAAAAACUGGCAGUUUCCCCGGUGCAGUCUAUCGGACUUAGUACGUAACUUGAUCAAGCUUUUUUCUCAUAAUCAUCCUCUUCAUUAUUUGGGUUCAGGUUCGAGUUCGAGUUUUAGUUCCAAUCCCUCUCUAGUUUCGAAAAUGGAGGCGAUGGAUCGACUUGUGUGCACGCUUUACUACGACAUGUUGGCUAUUAGGCCGAAAAUUGAUCAAGAAAUCGAACACUUUUCAGCCCUUCAAGCCGAAAUGAUCAACAGAGUUGAUGUUGCAGAUAGCAUCCUUAUUGGGCUCGAGCACGAAAGCGAUAAUCUGAAAAAAGGAAUAGAAAAAAUGUCUGAUGAAUCUGAUAAGCUGUUGAAUUGGUUAAAAGUUUAUGAUAAGAAUUGGGAUAAUAUUGAGGAUGCAUUUGAAGCUGCAGAUAAGAAGUCAAAAAUUCUUCUUGAUUGCACGGCAGGUGAUUAUGCCAUGGAGGAUUUGAUAUAUGCAUUGGACAAAGCAGUUGAAAAUGGGGCAAUCAGUUUUGAAAUUUACAUUAAACAAGUAAGACUCUUGGCUAGGGAACAGUUUUUACAUAGAGCUAUGGUAUUGAAACUUGAAAGGUCCAAAGAGUAUAGGCUUUCUUGA